UUUAGUUUGUACUACAGUAAACUGUAGUGUAUAUUGUAGUAUAAUAUACCCUAUAGUUGUAGAAAACUUAGUACAGUAUUGGGUAAAGUAAUUUGUUUAUAUUACUAUAGUUGUUAUGUUACCACAGCAACUAUAGAAUUACCACAACAAAUGAAUUCAAGUACUUUACUAUAGUAUGGUUUAAAAUCACUAUAGUAUUUACUAUAAAUUACUAUAUGUGAGUCAUAUUAUCCAAAUGUAUAUGGUUUGGAAUAAUUAAUCUCUUAUAUAUUGUUAAUCUAUAAUAGCUAAGCUGUUAUUAUCCAGAAGUCACAAAGAACCCUAGAGCACCUUCUGAAAAUCUUCAAGCCUCUCUGGCCUGCAAUUCAUAAAAAUUGCAAGUUAAAAACGGUGGUACUUGUGUGAUAGUUUUAUGAAUAUUUUGCUGCAUCGGGACCUGGACAUCUUGGCAUCAGUGAAAGAACUUUGAAUUCUGAGAAUUUUCCAGGAGAAUGUAAAGCCACCUGUCUGUAAACUAAAACUAAAGCCCAGCUGGGUCGUGCUCCGAAACAAUGAUCCCUAAAGAAAGCCAAAACUUUUGAGAUGGUCUAGUCACAGUCCAGACUUAAGCCCCAAUGAAAUGCUGCACAGUUCAGGCUUGAACACUGAGCUAAAGCAAUUCUGCAAGGAGGAGUGGGCCAAAAUUCCUCCAUAUAAAUAACUACAGGAAACAUUUGGUUGCAGUUAUUGCUGCUAAUGGGGGUGCAACCAGAUAUUGGUUACCUCCAUUCGCAGCAUUAACUUCAAAUAAUGCUAAAUGAAUACUGCUUUCUUUAAUGAAUUCUUGAAAAAUGUAUUUAAUUGUGUUGUUGUUCAUGAAUGGUCAUGGAAGGGUUGUGGUUUAAGAUCUGUAGACAUUCAAUGUAAAAUAUGCAUAAAUACAGACAAUCAGACAGGGGAAAAAACUUUUUCACAGCACUGAAUUUCAUUUUUUUCUUAGGCCACUUCCAUAGUCAAAGCUUCUGGACAGUUUUCUGUUUAUUUCUCCUGCCUUUUAAUAUUUCUUAAGAGGCAGCCCACAUUAUCUUCUCCAAUAGAAUGAGAAAAUCUUAACAUAUUUCCUCUUGCGUCAUUGCUAGGGUCAAAUCGCUCUCCAGGAGCUUGAUGUUACAUAAUGUGAUGUUUAGGCAUUCAUCAGAAGAUAUCAUGUGUCAGUCUAGAUCUCACUUGAUGAUGAAUGAAUACUGGAGCCAAUCAGAAGACGGAUCUCCCAAGGGUAAUCUUAAGUGGGAGGGUAGGCAUAGUAUCCCCUUGUGACCCAACUGAGCAAUGAAAGGCUCAAAGGAGCAAUGGCCACUAAGCGAUCACAUCUUGCAGACGACCUGUCGUGCCCCAUCUGUGGAAGUAUCCUGCAAAAGCCGGUAGUGCUGUUUUGCAGACAUCGCUUUUGCAAACUUUGUCUGGAGAACCUGUGGAAUGGUGGAGGAUCUUGCGAAUGCCCUCUUUGCUGUCAGCCGUCAUCUAUGGGGGAGCUCAUAGUCAACACCAUGCUUGAGAAGACCUGCGAGGGCUUUCUGGAGCGCUGCAAAAAUGAUCCACUUGCAUGCAAGGAGCAUGGUGAGACCUUGACGCUUUUUUGUUUGGAGGACCUGGAACCCACUUGUAGCAAAUGCAAGUCGUCAGCCAACCACCAGGGUCACAGGUUAUAUCCCUUAAAUGAAGCUUCACACGACUGUAAGGAGGAACUCAAAAAUGCUUUGAAACCACUUCAGGAAAAGCUGAAGCUCUUCCAAAAAGCAAAACUCACUUGUGAGCAAACAAUAGAGCAUGUUAAGAGUCAGGCCGAGAACACAGAGAGGCAGAUACGUGAGGAGUUUGAGGCGCUGCACCAGUUUCUGCGAGAUGAGGAAGCAUCCAGGCUUUCCAUGCUAAAGCAAGAGAAGGAUCAGAAGAGGGAGAUGAUGAAUGAUAAGAUCGAAGAUUUGGAGAAUGACAUCACUUCACUUAGCAACACUAUAAGGAAUGUUGAACAGGAGAUGAGAUCUCAGGAUAUACCAUUCCUCAAGAAUUAUAAGGACACUAUAAAGAGAACCUGGCGAGUUCCCCAGGAUCCAGAGAUGAUAACAGGUUCACUGCUUGAUAUCGCCAAACACCUGGGCUCAUUAAAGUUUAAAGUCUGGGAGAGAAUGAAGGAAAUCAUUCAAUAUACUCCAGUGACCCUUGAUCCGAACACUGCGGCAAGCUGCUUCCUCCUGUCAGAGGAUCUGACUACAUUACAGUGCUGUUCUCAGACAUUUAAACUCCCAGAAAACCCCGAGCGUUUCAAUGUAGGCGCAGAGGUGCUGGCCUACGAGGGCUUCAGCUCCGGGCGACACAGCUGGGACGUGGAAGUCAAAAACAACACCUACUGGGUCAUUGGAGUUGCAAGCGCAUCCAUCAGCCGGAAAGGAAAGCAUGUGCUGACCCCCGCAGAGGGAUUCUGGACCAUUAGGCUACGAAACGGAGAGUAUAAAGCCUGUACUGCCCCAUGGUCCCCUCUCACUAUGACUAGGGAGCCGCAGGUGGUGAGAGUCGUUCUUGACAUGAACAGGUCCAGGGUAACUUUCUACGACCCACGAGAGAGGACGCCCUUAUUCACCUACAUGGACAUCAUCACUCCAAGAGCAUUCCCAUACUUCUGCAGUGCCUGUAAGGAACACCCACUGAAAGUGUUACCAGCGUGGAUCUCAAUUAAGACAGAUUGAUGUGAAGAACGUCCCUCUCAGCAUUUCCCUCCCCACAUAUCAACUCUCAUGUUACAUGUGUUUUGUGCAGGUCAGUUCGAGUUCCACUUACUUUGGAUUUUAAAAAUCUGAUAAAUGAUCUGAACAAGAAGAUGAAUCUCACUAAAACUGUCAUAAAAUGCCUAGGUCACAAUUUUGUGAAAUCAAAAGAAAAUAAUACUACAUAUAUGAUCAGCCACAGCUGUUCAUAGUGUAGGAGGGGGCGGGACUUCAGAUUCUAGAGAGAUUUUAGCGGAGGUGAGAGACUGUAAGUUUUGAAUGCUUAUAUCUCCUAAAUGUGAAUUUUGUCAUUGUUUUGGUACACACCAGCUUAUUCAUGACCUUAAGGCUAACAUAUUCAUAUUAAAAGCUAAAAAACUUAAAUUUUGAUUUCAGGGGGACUUUAAGGCCCGUUCGCACCAAGGGCGACAAAGAUAGCAAUAAAGAUAUAGUUCUAAAAAUCGUUAUUCUACAUCCCUUAAUCCUAUACAAUACCUAAACUUAACAACUACCUUACUAUUAAUAAGCAGUAAUUAGGAGUUUAUUGAGGCAAAAGUUGUAGUUUAUAGUUAAUUAAUAGUGAGAAUUGGACCCUAAUCUAAAGUGUGACCAAAAUAUUUUAUUUAAAUAUAACACAUACAUUUCUUUGUGAGAUUCAACAAAAAUCAAAGAUCAGGACAUUAAAAUAAAACAAAAUGGGGAGUGUAAUGAAAAUCUGAUAUCUGACAGCCCAAGAGUAAUAUUAUUUAAAUAUUUUUGUAUUUAUUUGUUUUUAAAAAAGUGAGCAAUACAUUUUAUUUAAAUAUGACCCAUGCAUUUCUUUGUGAGAUUCGACAAAAAUAAAUGUCAAUGUCAGGACAUUAGAAUCAGAAAAGAGGAGUAAAAUGAAGUAAAAAUGUUUGUUUAUUCAUUCAGAUUGCAGUAGAUUCAUGUAAUUACACUGUUUUAGUUUUCAAAACAUCUUUGUUCAUGUAUCAAUGUCAGGCCAUUCAUCUUGUCAUAUAUCACACAUGGGUAAAGCUUGAGGUAAAAUCUAAGGCACUUUAUUGUGGCUGUUUACAAAGACACUCUGUAUCUUUCAGCUUUCUAAAAGUCACUUUGGAGUUAGGCAUUUUAACAAUGUUUAUGUAGUAAAAAUCUUGUUAACGUACACUAAUCAUCAUCGUUCAGGCUCAAAAUGUAUUUAACUAGCUGGUUUGUAAUGGUAUAGGUCUAGUGUCAAAGCCAGACAUCCUAGUGGAGUUUCAUCUUUCAUCCAGUUGGCUUUAGAGGUUGUGUUGUUGUUGUUAAAUUGGGAGUGCACAUGUAUUGUCACCCGUGCACUACCAUCAACUAAGAAUAACACAUUAAAAGAACAAUUCACUCUUA
Ctenopharyngodon idella (grass carp) is the source of this 4109-nucleotide messenger RNA. It is a transcript of the gene trim35-13, whose product is annotated as tripartite motif containing 35-13. The coding region runs from base 1329 to 2723 and encodes 464 amino acids. The record is from RefSeq and is a predicted model, not a curated record. NCBI's taxonomy places the organism in Eukaryota, Metazoa, Chordata, Actinopteri, Cypriniformes, Xenocyprididae. The transcript has 6 exons. Gene Ontology annotation, molecular function: zinc ion binding; protein binding.